Messenger RNA from Stegodyphus dumicola, 4735 nucleotides. RefSeq lists its product as uncharacterized. NCBI's taxonomy places the organism in Eukaryota, Metazoa, Arthropoda, Arachnida, Araneae, Eresidae. Gene Ontology annotation, cellular component: nucleoplasm. Gene Ontology annotation, biological process: regulation of cytokine production; regulation of immune system process; negative regulation of transcription by RNA polymerase II. The record is from RefSeq and is a predicted model, not a curated record. Gene Ontology annotation, molecular function: RNA polymerase II cis-regulatory region sequence-specific DNA binding; DNA-binding transcription repressor activity, RNA polymerase II-specific.
UGGUUGUUGUGUAACAACGGGGUUAGUAAAAUAUGAAUGUCUAGAUUUGCUUAUUUGAAAUCGUUUUUCGAAAACCUGUAUCAGAUCCGAAAGGAAAUAAAUAGGAAAAUAACGUAUUUCAGUGAUAAAAUUUACAUACUUUGCAUUUGGCAUAUCCCCACAUGAAGGAUGUUGAAAUAUUGUUACAUUUUGGUUGAUCUGUAGUGUCCUACUGGAAUUACUAAUAGCGAUAACAGCAUUAAAAGUAUAAAACAAAAGAACAGAACUAUUCGUUCUCUAAAUAUAAUGCAUUAGAAAAAUAAUUGAUUUAAUGUAAUCAAUUUCUUUCAUUUUGUGAUGAAACAGAUGACGCAUGCAUAAAAAGAGUGUAGAUAUUUCAUUACUUCAAAGAACAUUCUGUUUGCUCUUAUUCAUUAUUAAAGGAAAGCAGUGUGUAUUAUUUAUUUUAAGCUUAUAUCAGCAAGUUAUUCAAAUCGAUGUUUUAUAAUCCUGAGAUUUACAUGAGUGAGGAAAUUUAUGAAUUUCUUUUGUAACAAUUUGCUUUGAUAAUAAGAAACGAAUGAGUUGCAUGUGUGUGUAUUAUAUUAUUUGAUAAACGGUAAGCUAAUUAAGUACAAUAGAAUUUUCAAAAAAGUAUACAUGAUGUGUAUUCUAUAAAAAUUCAUAUGUAAUAAGAAUCCUAUUUUUUGUAUAUUUAUAUUCAGUUUAAAAAAACAUGGAAACCAAUACAGAUGAGAGACCAUAUGAAUGUAACGUAUGCAGCAAGUCCUAUGCAGACAGAAGUACAUUAAAGAAGCACUUGUUUAUUCACACAGGUGAGAAACCAUUUAAAUGUGAAGUGUGCAGCAAGCCAUUUCGGAAUAGAAGUGCUUUAAAGAAACAUGCAUUUAAUCAUACUGGUGAGAAACCCCAUAAGUGUGAUUUGUGUGGCAAAUCAUUUGCGUGGAAAAACCACUUGGAUACUCACAUGCUGUUCCACACAGGAGAGAAACCUUAUAAGUGCGAAAUGUGCAGCAAGUCAUUUGCAGUGAAAAGUGAUUUAAGCACACACGUGCUUAGGCAUACUGGUCAGAAACCAUAUGCAUGUGUAAUAUGCAAUAGGCCAUUUGCUCGGAAAACUCACUUAAAAGCACACAUGCUUAUUCACACUGGGGAGAAACCACAUGCAUGUGAUGUGUGUAGCAAGUCAUUUGCAAACAAAUAUUAUUUAAAGAGACAUAUGUUUAUUCACACUCAUGAGAAGAUGCAUAUAUGUGAUAUAUGCAACAAAUCAUUUGCACUAGAAUGCCUAUUAAAAGCACACAAGCUUAUUCACACAAAUGUGAAAACUCAUAAAUGUGACACGUGUAAUAAGUCCUUUUUACGGAAAAAUCAUUUAGUGCGGCAUAUGCUCAUCCACAGUGGCGAGAAGCCAUUUGAAUGCGAUAUUUGUAAUAAGUCUUUUGCUAAUAAAAGUCAUUUGUUAAGGCACAAGAUGAUCCAUUCCGGUGAAAAACCAUAUCAAUGCGAUGCAUGUAGUAAGUCUUUUGCUCGCAAAAGUUAUUUAAUAGAUCAUAAACUUAUCCAUUCCGGUGAAAAGCCACUGCAGUGUAAUGUGUGUAGUAAGUCAUUUUCGUGCAAGAGUCAUUUGACUACGCAUAUGCGUAUUCAUACUGGAGAGAAACCAUAUAAAUGUGAUGUGUGUAGUAAAUCAUUUGUACAGAAAAUUCAGCUGAAAAGACAUAGUCAUGUUCAUACUGAUGGCAAACUAUUGCUUAAUGCUGAGCACAGUACCACUGGGUAACGGAGUGUUUAAUUUUGUAUGACUAAAUAAUUAACUAAAUGGCACAAUAUUCUAAAUGUUAUCAGUUCUGAAAUAUUUUUCUGAAAAUGGAAAAUUAGUUUUUAUUAAGUAAAACACAAAGAAAUGCAGUAAAGUAAAAAAAAAAAAAAAAUAGGUAUUGAUAUGUUAUAAGAACCAGACUCAGAAAUGUAUGUAUGUACAUAUGUGCUUAUGCACAUGCAUACAUAAACACAUACAUAUCUAUACUUCUAAAUCCAGUCCUGAUAACAGAAAAAGUACACAUAAUUUUGUGCUUCGUAAUUAUCUGCACUUCCCUUCCAAGAGGUUGCUGCCUCAUAGGCAAAUCAUGUUUUUCUGAAUAAAACACAGAGACAUUUUCAAAAUGACAAUGGAUUAAGAUUUUCAUAAAAUAGAAAUCAUUGAACAAAAUUAUAAGUGCAGAAAACAUUCAUGACAAAAACUUAUUUUCUCAAGAAAUCCUUAUAUAUUUCUCUUUCUUUUUUUUUUUAAGGGGGGGUCACUAUUUUCCUCAUAAAAAUAAUAAUCUGUUUUCAUUUAAAAGAAAUCAUAAAACUGCAAAACGCACAUAAACUUGCCAGUGUGUAAUGACCAUUAUCAUGAUUGUCCAAGAGCAGCUGAUAUACUAGUUUCGAGUUUCACUCUUACCAUAGCGAAUAAUUCCAAUUCUUCACAGAGCUUCACUGUUGUAUCUUCACUUAUGUCCAACAAUAAAUGAAAGGAAAGGUUGUUGUAUACAAGAUAUAGCUUCCAAUUUUUGACUCGCAUUCUGGCACUUUGAUUGCAAUAUUUCAUACUGCAUGUUCAUAAAUCGAUUAUUUAAAAACAGCCUCGUGGAAUGCGGAUUUUUGCAUUCAUUCAUUAUUUGACAAAUUGCUGUAUUUCUAAAGAAAUGUAAUGCUUUCUCUUUAAUCAGCCAGCAGAUUCCUGUGUUACAUUAUGACUCUUUUGAAGAGAAAAAAGAACACCUAAUGAAAAACAAACGCCUAUCACAAAAAUGAGAAUUGAGUAUGGGAAAUCCAUGUGUACUGAAAUGCUCAUGUGGUGCAUGUAUAUGCAUGCGUAGAUUUCCGCAUAAGUAUAUUUUGGCUAUAUGAUGGAUCUCCUAUUUUGCCGGCAUUGUGAAUACUUUUUGUAUCCCCAAAAAUUUAUUCAGAAAUAAUCAAAAUUUUGAGUUUAGACAAAGCAUUAGGACAUAUUUGUUGUUUCUGAGAUUUAAUUGCAUGGAAAUACGUUUUUUAAGCAACAAACUUUUUUUUUUACAUUUAGUAAUUUUAUUCUCUAAUAAUAUGUCUGUAGUAAAAUUUAUGUUUAUCUUUUGGAAAUAUAAAAAGUUUAUUUUACCUAAAGUGCUCAAGUAAAAUAUAGACCAUGGUUUCAUUAAUGUAAAUAAAAUGCUAUUUAAAAUGAUUUAUGCAUUUUUGUUAGUGUCAGAUAUUUAUCUGCUUUCUUCACAUUUAAAAUUAAAAAUGUCGAUAUUUAUUAUUAUUAAAUAUAUUUCAUUUCAUUGUGUAUUUUUAACCAUUUUACUUGAUUUUCUUCUAAAGAUCAUAUUGCACAUUAAACAUUUCGGAGCUUUUUAGCAUAGUUUUUCUGCUUUGUCACAUGUUUUAAAACAACCAGUCAGUAUAGAUCACUUCGAGGGCACCAUGUGAAGGGCAAAGUAAAUGGUUGAUGAUGGGAGAUUUAGGCUUAUUUAUUAAAAAUGGAGAACUUACAAUUUUCUUUUUAAAAGAAGGGAAAAACUGCGCAUCUUGCUUCCCCUGGUAAAACAGGCAGAAAAAUUGUUUGGAACAGUUGUUCAUCUGAAACAAAUGGAUGUGUGAUAGAAGCCUAAAUCUCCUGUAGUUUGAAUUUUAGAGUUAAUACCUGUGGUCUCUAUUGUAUUUCUAUUAAUUUAUUUAAACUCAAAAGUGAUUUAACCCUCCAAGCAUUAUUAUUAUUAUUAUUAUUAUUUUUUUUUUUUUCCUGAAAUUUCAUAGUCCCCUAAAAUGUCACAAGUUGUAUUUUCUUGAUUAUAAUUCCAAAAGCACCAUUUUGUACAUGGGCUUAUUUUUUCCCAUUAUACAUCCAACCCGAAACUGGAUUUAUCAGGAACAUGAAGAAAUUUGCAUGUGUAACAAAUGAGAAAGCCAUUCUUCAAUAUGGAAUUUCAUGUCCAUAACACUUGGAGAGUAAACACAUAGAUACUUAUAAAAUUAAGUGAAAUUCAUCCUUUACUGAAGUUAUAAAAUGAUGCAUUUGACUAGCUCUCAUUUAUCUCUGAUAUUACAUUAUCUUUGAAAUCUUCAACUCGUAAGUAGUUUAUGAACUGUUCUUAGGUGAUGUGAUAAUAAUUUUCCCUGAUAUUCUAUUAAGUAGGUCGAUGUGUACAUGGAGCACAGGGCCAGUUUGCUGUGCAAUGCCGAGAAUUCUGCAACUCUGUGAUACUUUUUUAAAGUUAAAACAGAUCACUGUGCACAUGGACAAAAGACUGAGAAAAUAGAAAGUGUUUUAAUUACGGGUGUUUGUUUGAUUUUUAGUUUGUUUGAUUUGUUACUGUUUUAUGAAAUUAUGAGUAUUUUGUUAUGGAUGUUUGUUUUGUGUAAUUUUUACUGUUACAUUGUAUAUGUGUCUUGCAUUUUAAAUUGAUUUAAUUUGUUACCUUUUUAUGUAACUUUUGGCUCACCACUAUUUAUUAAAAUGGCUACUGGGUAAAAGUAUAUUUAUGGGUACCCCUUGGCGAAAAUUGGUGGUACAUGGAUACUGAGUUUGUGCAGUUCUUUACUUUGGCUUAGUGUAAUGGCGAUUUUAACGCCAAAAAUUGCUGCUACACAAAGACAAAAUAACAAGUCAAAGAAUUGCACAAACUCGAUAUCCAUGUACAUAUUGACCUAUUUUCACUUGAAAAAAAUUACAGAAUUGCACAAACUUAGCAUUGCUCACUCCCUUGAC